UGAGUUGAUUCAGUACUUUCUCUUCGUCAAGUGGGACAUGAUUAUCACCAACUGCUCGAGAGUGUCUGCGAAAUUCGGGUCCGAAUAGUGGAUGCUCCCUCUAUGCCAGUAACGCUGUUGUCCUGGACUCUGAAACGGGCCCUUCAGAACAGAACGCCUCCUUGUUACUGUGGGCCACUAAGCCCCGACUUAAACUGUUGCCUAAGCUUGGUGCCCGCGCUGCUCACUCAGUAGCCAGUUUUCAGCCCAAGCCUUAUGUUCUAAACUGGUGACAAAAGGUUUCUCCAUUGCCUUCUGUCUUGUCAUACCACCUGUAACUCUUCUCCUUAGAUUCGGGGUCGAAAUUCCAACCAUGGAACUCCCUUUUGUCUCCGAAACCGGUCGACAGCCCCGGGCCACUUCAUCAUGCGCCGAAUGCAGACGUCGUCGUGUCAAAUGUGAAGGCCAGACCUUUCCCUGUCGGCAAUGCGUCUACUACCUCGUCCCACAUCUUUGCCAUUAUCCUGCAAGGAAAAAGAGGCACAAUGUAUCUAUAAAGUAGACGCGCAUUUGAACAAGCGGGCCUGCUCUAACGCUGAACUAACACAAUAUGCAGAUCUCACGCCGAACUUACCGAUAGUUACGCCAAGGCCCGGAAGGUCAUCGAAACAUUGUUCCCCUCAAGCUCACUUGAUGAACUAUCCUCCAUGACCCGUGAGCAGCUAUUGAUACGGCUGGAAGCUUCCAAGGCACCUCCACGUCCACGUGCUACUGAGACCGAGCCGCAGGAGCAUCUGCAAGUGUUGGAACCAUCAGUAGAACAAAAUUUCACUUGGGACGAAGUAUCCGAGACCGAAAGCGAGACGUCGCGCGUGGCAGACGACGUCAACGGACUAGCCUUCUCACGACAAUCGCUCAACGCCUCAUACUUGGGCAUAUCCUCGGUUCCUACCAUUUUGAAAGUCAUCGCACAUCUCUCUCCUCAUGUCCAGCAACGAGUUCCCAAGGGCCCUGAAGCUUGGCGGAGUCCAUCAACCCUGGCUGCUAGUCCGGGCGACAUGGCCUGCCUGCAAGUUGAUGAGAUACCACUUAUAAAUGCAUACUUCAGCCACGUGCAUCCUGUCAUUCCAAUGGUGGACGAAGCCGACUUUCGUCAGAGGUAUCUUCAAUCCAACAUGGAAGAGGAUGAAGCUGGUCCGUGGGUGGCUCUAAUGAACAUGGUGCUCGCCAUGGGCUCAAUGGCAUCAGACUCAAUCCACUUCAACGCGCACAACCCUUUUUACAAGCGAGCUCUACCUCAUCUAAACAUCAACUCUUUUGGUUCCGGCCACCUCUACAUGGUCCAAGCAUUGGCUCUGUAUAGUGGCAUGGUUCUUCACUUUCUCAACAAACCGAACAUGGCAGUUGCUGUUAUGGGAGCGACCCUGCAGAUGGCCGUCGCAAUGGGUUUGCAUAGAGUUCAGGCUUCGCAGUCCUCUACGAAUACAGCUUGCCAUCCUGCUAGUGGCUCAAUAGCCACACGAAUACGUACUUGGUGGUCUAUCCUGUGUCUGGAUACGUGGGCUUCGUCCACUUUGGGACGUCCUAGUGAGGGAUAUUGGGACCCAGCUAUAACGUUGACUUCGCCCAUGUCAGUCCUCCAAGAUCUGGAUUACGGAACGAUAUCCCUUGCCGCCAGUGAAAGGUUCUGUAGGAUUGCCACACGUGUACAACAGCGACUCACCCAGUUGCCUCUAAUCAGCCCAGAAGAAGUUGACGAAUUCGACCGCGAACUUAUUGCCUGGAAAGACUCGUUACAUAUGUUCCUGGCUCAUCGUGAGCAAUGUCCGCCAAGUGUCAAUACUGCGCGAGCGAUUCUUUGGUGGCGAUGGAUCACAACUCGGCUCACACUUUACCGUCCAGGCUUAUUAAUCACAGCGCUGCGUCAGAAGCCAUGGGGGCAAGAAGCUACCCGUGAAGCGAUCGAUGCACGAAAAUGUAUCCAGGUUGCAAAGGAAGGAGUUGAUCUGAUGACCCUGGAUUGGGUUUCGAACCAGUUCCUUUGCUGGAACAGCGCUUGGAACCUCUUUCAGGUGUCAUUAGUCCUCGUUCUGGGUCUGAUGUCAGACAAACAAGAAGCAGAUAAAUUAGAGUGCUAUGGAUCCCUUUGUCAGGCGAUUGAGCUAUUCGCUCAGAUGGAGCCUCUUGACCCUGGUUGCACUCGCACUCGAAAGCUUCUUCAAGGUCUGUUGGAUAACACGGAGGGUGUUGAGGAAAACACUGCCUCCCCAAUACCUGAAGGGUUAGAUUCUUUUAUACUUGACUAUUUCGGUACAGAUCUAGUUUGGGAAGAUAACGAUUGGCUAGGAUACUUUUAGGCUGAGUUGAGUCGGACCAUAUUUCUGAUAUCAAUUCAGAGAAUGAGGGUAUAUAGAAAAGGAUGUACCAUUCUCGAAUACUCUCUAGUAUGCAGAAGUUUUACUCAUAAUCCGUGAACCCUUUAAAAGAGCUAGAAGGAAGUUUCCAAGAUCUGGCAUAUAAAUUAAUACAAAACAGGCAAGCGAAUAAAGCAUAACUUAGUCA
This is a messenger RNA of Fusarium odoratissimum NRRL 54006, 2541 nucleotides long. RefSeq lists its product as uncharacterized. The coding region runs from base 687 to 2336 and encodes 549 amino acids. The transcript is spliced from 2 exons. The record is from RefSeq and is a predicted model, not a curated record. Gene Ontology annotation, cellular component: nucleus. Lineage: Eukaryota; Fungi; Ascomycota; Sordariomycetes; Hypocreales; Nectriaceae. Gene Ontology annotation, biological process: DNA-templated transcription; positive regulation of transcription from RNA polymerase II promoter by galactose. Gene Ontology annotation, molecular function: DNA-binding transcription factor activity, RNA polymerase II-specific; zinc ion binding; RNA polymerase II cis-regulatory region sequence-specific DNA binding.